AAUUUCUGUCUCCUUCGUUAUAGGGUUUACGAAUAACCUCGAUUUCAAUCUCCACUUUCAUAUCUCCGGCAAUAAAACUCCACCGUUCCAUUCCAUCCUAGGGCGCGGAACACCCUUACUUUCUUGGGUUUUUCCUCAGAUCCAUUCCCAGGUAUUUCAUCUUGAGUUGGUUGCAACAUGGGUGAUUUUUCAAUCCAGAUUAGCUCCAGCCUUAUCAGCCGCUUAGCUGAAGAUGAUUUGAAGCCGAAGAGAAGAACAAAGAAAACUAAAAGCAGGGUGCCAUUAGAACCUCCAAAGCCGGAAACUAAGGUCGAUCAGAAGCAUAUAUCUGAUGAUUCUGAACAACAGAAAGGGAUUGAAGGCACCAGAUGGCCAGUUCCACCUCCCUUAUUUCUGCCCGUAAACCAACCUCCUUAUGCUGCCAGUGCAGAGUUAGAUGCAAUUAGAUCUGUUGUUAAAGAGAGUGAGAACGUCGUUGAAAAGCUGCGAAAGCAGGAGGAGAACAUGGUGCAGGAAGUAACACAAAAAGCUAAGGAUCUUCAUGAGAAUGAGUUCAAGAUUCCAGAACCGAAGCCUAUGCCUUGUUUGGUUGAAAGUAAUGCUUGGAUGGCAUGCUAUAAGGAGAAUGCUAAUGACCUUACUAAAUGUGCUUCUCUGGCCCAAAAUUUUGCAGAAUGUUCUCGCAAAGUUAGGCAGUUAGCAAAAACAGCUGAUAAAUAGGCUUUGACAGGGACAAAUUUUCAAGUGAUAGAAUUGGUGCCUGUUUGAGUUUAAUUUUGGCAUUGCAAAUAAACCAGCAACGGAGAAAACCUACUAAUUUGUCUAGCACCCUUGUAGG
Molecule: messenger RNA, 838 nt
Organism: Hibiscus syriacus
Lineage: Eukaryota; Viridiplantae; Streptophyta; Magnoliopsida; Malvales; Malvaceae
Exons: 2
Coding region: 178-720 (180 amino acids)
Source: RefSeq, a predicted model, not a curated record